UUCGAUGUGACAAGCGUUUGAAGGGAAAGUUAUGGAAAGUCGGAGCUUUUGGAGAGCGCGUGAACGCGGCAUGGGACAAGCGAGGAAAAAAAAUAGGAAGAAAAUCCACGUAGCUCGUCUCCGUGGUUCAUCCGUGGACUGUUUCUCUGUGUGUCCGUUUAUUUAAAGACAAUUGAAUCAAUUAAGGGAAUAACUGGACGCACAGUGGCGGGCUAACGCGGGAAGACAACACCCCCCUUACCCCCACAUCCCUCUCUCCCCGCGAACAUCGGUCCCGUUAGCUGAAAGGACACGGGGGGAAAAAUGGAGCUGGAGGACGGAGUCGUGUACCAGGACGACCCGGGGACAUCAGCGAUGAUGUCGGAGCGGGUGUCGGGCCUGGCCAGCUCCAUCUACCGGGAGUUCGAGCGGCUCAUCGGGAAGUACGACGAGGACGUGGUGAAGGAGCUGAUGCCGCUGGUCGUGGCCGUGCUGGAGAACCUGGACUCGGUGUUCGCGGAGAACCAGGAGCACGAAGUGGAGCUGGAGCUGCUGAAGGAGGACAACGAGCAGCUCAUCACCCAGUACGAGAGGGAGAAGGCGCUCAGGAAGCACGCGGAGGAGAAGUUCAUUGAGUUCGAAGACACCCAUGAGCAGGAGAAGAAGGACCUCCAGAACCACGUGGACAGGAUGGAGUCUCAGUCUCGGCAGCUGGAACUCAAGAUCAAGAACUACGCAGACCAGAUUGGCAGGCUAGAAGAACGAGAGCUGGACCUCAAGAAGGAAUACAACUCCCUCCAUCAACGACACACAGAGAUGAUCCAUAACUACAUGGAGCAUGUGGAGAGGAUCAAAAUGCAGCAGAUUAGCGAGACUUCGGAUUCUAGCGCGGUCGGCCGAGUCAGGAGAGAACGGCCUCUCUCGUUGGGGAUUUUCCCGUCAUCUGGAGGGACCUCGCUCUUAAUCCCAGAUUCGCAGGCCAGAGCCGAGACGCCGGGCACAGAGGGCUGGAGGUUCACCGACCCAUCACAGCCUCGGUCCAACGCCAGUCUGAAGCAGUUGGACUUUGCCGACCCCCCAAAGGAAAGGGAGGGUAAGGGUGCGCAGGACUCUACUUGGGGGAAUUCACUCGCAGACGACUGCAAGGAUGAGCUGUCAGACUUCACGCCGAUGUCCACCACCGCCUCGGACGUGGAGAAGGACGACGGGAACAGUAAGAGCAUGGAGGUGCAGGCUGCACCAGGGACCAGAUCCAUAUCAGUGGGUUUGCCUGAAAAUGAGGACAUGGCCGACGUGCAGGACAUCAUUGAGUCCACCCCUGAGCUGGACAUGUCUCUGCUUGAGUACAAACCCUGCAGCACUCCGACCAAAGGCAUCGAGAACUUGGCAUUCGACCGAAAUACAGACUCCCUGUUUGAGGAGCUGUCGUCCGCAGGCACCGGGCUCAUCGGGGACGUGGACGAAGGGGCUGAUCUGCUGGGCAUGGGCCGGGAAGUAGAAAAUCUGAUUCAGGAGAAUUCACAACUGCUUGAGACAAAGAACGCGUUGAACGUGGUGAACAAAGACUUGAUCCUGAGGGUGGACGAGCUGACCUGUGAGAAGGAGAUGCUGCAGGGGGAGCUGGAGGCUGUGGUCCAGGCCAGAACCAAGCUGGAGGACAAGAACAAAGAGCUGGAGGAGGAACUCAAGAAAGUCCGACUGGAGAUGGAGGACGUAAAACAUAAAACUAAAGACGAAGAAGAUGUGAGUUGGCACGUUUUCAUGUUUUCCUGUAGUUACUUGGCAUUUGCAGUGAAGCUUCUUGAAAUAGUUAAGUGUGUGUUUGUGCUGCCACAGAGCGACGUGCCGACGGCUCAGAGGAAGCGCUUCACCCGGGUGGAGAUGGCCCGAGUCCUGAUGGAGAGGAACCAGUACAAAGAGAGACUGAUGGAGCUGCAGGAGGCCGUGAGGUGGACGGAGAUGAUCAGAGCCUCGAGAGAAAAUCCAACGCUCACGGAGAAGAAGAAAUCCAGCAUCUGGCAGUUCUUCAGCAGACUGUUUAGCUCCUCCUCCACCAGCGCGCCCGCCAUCAAGAAGGGGCCGGACUUCCAGCCCAACCUGAAAUACAACGCACCCUCCAGCAUGGUGAAGAGGAGCAGCACCUUCUCCCAGUUCCCCACGGAGAAGUCCAAGACUUUUGACUUCCUCAAUGAAGACGCGGAGCAGUGCAGUUCGCCGUCACGUAAAGAGCAGAAGAGGGCCCAGUACAGGCAGGUGAAGGCCCACAUGCAGAAGGAGGACGGACGGGUCACAGCGCAUGGCUGGAGUCUGCCCAGCAAAUACAAGGUGGCGAAUGGCGGACAGACAGAAAACAAAAUGAACUUACCAGUCCCGGUUUACUUGAGACCUCUGGACCAGAAGGAUGCUUCCAUGAAGCUGUGGUGUGCUGCAGGCGUCAACCUGGCGGGGGGAAGGACCUCAUCAGAUCUUUCUAAGCAGACGAAGGGUUCUCAGAGUAGCCUGGACCAGCUGGAGCAAGACAGUAAGGAUCAAGAGAAAGGCGACAAGGAGAAGGAGCUUAUCCUCCAGGAUGAGAUUUCCAGCAGAGUGUGGGUCUGCACGAGCACCCACUCCUCCACUAAAGUGGUGGUGGUGGACGCCAGCCAGCCCUCCGACCUUCUUGACAGCUUCUACGCCUGCAACACUCACGUUGUCUGCAUUGCCAGUGUGCCAGGUGUGUUGGAAUCGGACUAUCCAGCGGGCGAGGAGGUACGCCAAGACCUGGAGGCUGGCCAAGGCGACGGGGUGUCUUUGGCCGGCAGCGUGGCUAGCGUGGGAUCAACGGGCAGCGAUGGCACCAUGGCAGCAGAGGGCGCUACCGCCGUCCCCCAGACAGCCAGCUCAGGCGGCACUGACCAGCCAGCUGAGUAUAGUGGCGCCUCAGGCUCAGUCGAGAUGUCCAGAGAGAACAGUCCGGCAGAAGACGGCGUUCCCACGGCGGAGGAGGCGACGGAAGCAACCGAGGCUAACGCCGGUGUGGGCGAAGAAGGCGAGGAAGAGGAUCAGGGAGCAGAUCAAAACCAGCCGGGAAUCUACACGGAGCACGUGUUCACCGACCCGCUGGGAGUCGGACCCACCGACUCGUCUCCGGCUGAAUCUCAGAGGGGCUCCGGGCAGGACACUGCGUCUCCACUGCCCGAAGACUUGGACCCAUCAGAGGGUGAAGUCCUAAGGAUGAGCAGCGCUCUGCCGACAAUGUGGCUGGGGGCUCAGAACGGAUGUCUCUAUGUCCACUCGUCAGUGGCUCGAUGGAGGAAGUGUCUCCACGCCAUCAAGCUCAAAGACUCCAUCCUCGGCAUAGUGCAUGUUAAAGGAAGAGUCUUGGUAGCAUUGGCUGAUGGGACCUUAGCUAUUUUCCACAGAGGUGUUGCAGAUGGUCAGUGGGAUCUAACCAACUACCAUCUGUUGGAUCUGGGACGGCCCCACCACUCUAUCCGCUGUAUGACGGUGGUCCACGACAAGGUCUGGUGCGGCUACAGAAACAAGAUCUACGUCAUUCAGCCCAAGGCCAUGAGGAUAGAGAAGUCGUUUGACGCCCAUCCUCGUAAGGAGAGCCAGGUCCGGCAGUUGGCCUGGGUUGGAGACGGUAUCUGGGUGUCCAUCCGACUGGAUUCAACCCUUCGCUUGUUUCACGCCCACACCUAUCAACACCUCCAGGAUGUGGACAUCGAGCCCUACGUCAGCAAGAUGCUAGGUACAGGUAAACUGGGCUUCUCAUUUGUGAGAAUCACAGCUCUCGUCGUAUCCUGCAACCGACUGUGGGUGGGAACAGGAAAUGGCGUCAUCAUCUCCAUCCCGUUGUCUGAAGCUAACAAGACAACAGGAAUAGUGCCAAAUCGGCCCGGCCAUGCGGUUCGGGUCUCCGGUGAUGACGGUUCGGACUGUGCCGUGCCAGGCACCUUUGUGCCGUACUGCUCCAUGGCCCACGCCCAGCUGUGUUUCCAUGGACACCGGGACGCUGUCAAGUUUUUCGUGACCGUGCCAGGGCAUGUGAUGCCCCCUCCAGGUAGUGCAGAUUCAGGCUCUGACGACCCCCCAUCUGAAUCCUCCGACACGACGACCUCCGAGCCCAAAACGUACCUGGUCAUGAGCGGGGGAGAAGGCUACAUUGACUUCAGAAUGGGUGAUGAAGGCGGCGAGUUGGACGGUUUAUCCGAGCCGGCGGCCGGCCAGCAGUCGACGCCCACCAAGGCCGAGCGCAGCCACCUCAUCGUCUGGCAGGUCAUGACCUCUCACGACUGAAACACGUCACGGGCUGGGCGACCGCCGACCCCCCCGCAUGCCCUCCUCCUCCACAAAGUUUUUAAUUUCAUAUUAAUGAUUGUUCUUAAUGCCUGAGUAGUCGACUCCUUUGUAAAGAAAAGAAAACGAACAAAAAAAAAAAAAACGAACAACAACUAAUUAUUUUUAGUCCAUGUUUUGUACAUUUUAUUCUUUAUGAAUUUGAAACCGGUUAAGAUGAAGGUUAUGUUAACUUGAAGAAAACGUCCAGGCUCUGAUGGGCUGCAUGUUGGAGAAGCUGGUGCACACAGGAAAAAGGUUAACGCAUCAUCACGUACGGGCAGUUUGAUCAGGUAAUCGUUGGUUGUUGUUUGUCGGGUUUAGAUAUGAAUGAUGAUUAUUAUUUUCUCGCAGGGUCUUUGCUUUCUUUAAAGUCUCCAUGAAACGACUAGAUGUACAAGUCCCACCCCUCCCCCUCCCAUAAAAAACCCCAAUCCGCUCUGAUUGGUCAUCUCCAACGGCUUGAGAAAAAUCUCCAAGAGGCCGGGGCUAGAGAAUUCAAGGAAAUAUUUGAUUGGAUACAAAAUUGUUACACCCCCCCAGGUGCGGCAUGAGUCAUCAACUUUUUAAAAUAGUUUAAAAAGGCAGGAAGUUCUUCAGUUUAUUCCACAUGCAAGACUAUAUUUCUUUUGCUGUGUUGUUUUUAUUUACAAUAAGUGAUAAGUGUCACAAAUGUCAAAAAUUUGAAAUGUGGCUUCAGAUUUAUGUAUUUUCUGGCUUUUAUUACAGAAAACUACUCACGUUUUCUGCUGCUAAAUGAAAAUGAGCUUUUAUUUGACAGAAAAAGCUGUAGAACUAAAGGUUCUGAGUAAGCUCCGCCCACACAGCUAAGAGAAAAAAAAGUCAGGAGGGCGGAGCUUGAGAAUUCUAGGAAAUAUUUUAUUGGAUACAAAAUUGGUACACGCCCUCAAGUGCAGCAUGAGUUAUCAAAUGUUUUUUUUUUUUUUCCAGGAAAUAAAAGCUUGUUGAGAUUUUGACAGGCAGGCCGUUCUUUAGUUUAUUCCACAUGCAAGACUACAUUUUAUAUAUAUAUUUUUUUGCUGUGUUAUUUUAAUCUGCAAUAAGUAGCUUCAGCUUUAUGUAUUUUCUGGCUUUUAUUACAGAAAAAUAAAGAAUAAGCCUUUACUUGACAAACAUAAAAGCUGUAGGGCAAGCUCCGCCCACACAGCUGAAACCUGACACCGGCCGGGCUACUGGUUAAGAAAAAAAAAUCUCUGAGAGGGCGGGGCUUGAGAAUUCCAGAAAGUGUUUAAUUGGCUACAAACUUAAUCAUGGCCCCAUAGUGCAGCAUGAGUCAUCAGCAUUUUUUGUUUUGUUUUUUAAAAUUCCAAACUCAUGGGGACUUUAAAAGGCGGGCCGCUCUUUUAUAUUUCACAUGCAAGGCUACGUUUGUAAACCAUUCACUAACAAUUUAUUCGUAUGUUAUUUUAAAUCUAUACAAUAAGGGAUAGGUGUCGCAUACCUCCAGGUCGCAAACAUUUAAAAACUUGUCACGUGGGAUACGAGGCUGAUUUCCGUUUUAUCCCACCGUCUUUAUCGCUAAAUAAACGUUAGAUGUAGGACGAAACAUUAUUUGGGAAGUUGUUUUGCCACAGGCCUGUAUCUGGUUAUAUGAAUAAUGCACUUUGAGUACUUUUAAGGUUAGUAGAAGAAGCAGCUAACUGCGCUGUAGGUUAGCGUUAGCCUGCACGAGGAAUCCUCCGUAUCCUCCUCCGUCUGUCGUCCGCUCAGCCGUUUUAAAGCUAAACCUCUCGCCUCCUCGUGUGUGAAGGAAAUCUGCCCCCGACUCGGUGCUUCCUGUUUGCUUCAGCUCGUCGGCACUUUAAAAAAAAAAUACUAGAUGUUUGUAGCUCCAGGUUCGGAAGAAACCCACGUACUGCUGUGUGCUACUCAUUCGAAGGGAACAACAUGUAUUUAGUUUUAUUUUUAUUAUUUAGCAGCGUUUUAAGUCCAGGUGACCAAAGGACGGAAGAAACAUUUGAGGGCGGUGUCUAUUUUUUGAAUAAGGGACUAAAAAUAACAUGUUUGUGUGGCACCUCACACACUAAGAGACUCUGUCCUGAUUAUUGCUUCAUUAUUCCCUAUUGUGUUGUUACAAAUGUGUUUAAAAGCCUCGAAAUUGUUUGUUUUUUGUUCUUAUUUUGGGCAUUUUCAUCAUGUAACAUGACUGUAACAUGACGGCGGAUGUUAAGAAGAUUAUUUGAUUUCUUUUUAUAGAUGUGUAAACCCGGAGCGACCACGUCCGGCUCCUUCAGUCCAUUUUCAAACGUAUUGUUUGUUUUUUGCCAUUCCAGUAUUUAUUUCCUUUGCUACCGAGCCUUUCCCGGUUCAGAAUGUAACUUUCUACACGAGCAAAGAAAAACAAAUCUCUUGUGAACAAAAUAGUGGAGUUUACAUGAUUCAUGUGAAAUAAAAUAGUAAUGACGUCGAGGAACCUUUUGACCAACCGUGAGAUGAAAGAGGAAACAAAAACAAACCACGUACGUGUACUGAGCUAUGCAUGUUUCUUUUUGUUCUGUUGUUUUUUUUAAAGGAGAGCACCGCUACUCUAUGCUAUCGGCUAAAUCUCGGUUCUUAUUGCCACCGUUUUUGGGUGGGGUGGAUGUCCGUGAGUAUGUUUGUGUGUGUGAGUGUGUGUGCGUGUGUGUGUUUGAUUUUUCCAAGUGUGUGGUGUACGUACGUGUGCGUCUGUCCAUCUGUAACAUCCCUGACACCUGUUUAUCAUCAUAGCCUUAUUUUUAACAGUCUAUUAAACUCAGUUUCAUGGAGAAGUC
Mugil cephalus (flathead mullet) is the source of this 7073-nucleotide messenger RNA. It is a transcript of the gene spag9a, whose product is annotated as sperm associated antigen 9a. Gene Ontology annotation, biological process: vesicle-mediated transport. The coding region runs from base 304 to 4260 and encodes 1318 amino acids. Gene Ontology annotation, molecular function: signaling receptor complex adaptor activity; JUN kinase binding; kinesin binding. The record is from RefSeq and is a predicted model, not a curated record. Gene Ontology annotation, cellular component: cytoplasm. The transcript has 29 exons. NCBI's taxonomy places the organism in Eukaryota, Metazoa, Chordata, Actinopteri, Mugiliformes, Mugilidae.